This is a messenger RNA of Zea mays, 2056 nucleotides long. RefSeq names its product probable WRKY transcription factor 31. Lineage: Eukaryota; Viridiplantae; Streptophyta; Magnoliopsida; Poales; Poaceae. Gene Ontology annotation, molecular function: sequence-specific DNA binding; DNA-binding transcription factor activity. The record is from RefSeq and is a predicted model, not a curated record. Bases 101 to 1846 code for a protein of 581 amino acids. Gene Ontology annotation, biological process: regulation of DNA-templated transcription. The transcript has 6 exons.
UCCAAGUCCGUCAGCUUUGGCUUCUUUUGCGUGUAGCCUUGACCCUAAUUGACACAAGUAACCAUAAAGCCCAAAACCUUCUUCUUCGUCCUUUCCAUCCAUGGAGACGAAACCGGAGCCGCACCGCCAGAACCACGUCCGCCACGAGGAAGCCCAGGAGGGGGAGCAGGCAGCAGUCAUGGAACACGGCGCUCUCUCGCUGCAGCGCGGAGUCACCAACUUGUUCGGCAGGCGGCACGACGAGAAGCAGGCGGUCGGCCGCCGGGGCGAGAUCAGGGAGGUGGACUUCUUCUCGAGGGUCUCCAGACCCCGGGACCAGGACAGCGGCGGCGGCGGCGGGCGCGGGGUGUCCGGAGGCGGACGUGACGACGUCUACAUCGAGCUCGACCUGCUGACCACCACCACAGCUGCCACGACCUGCGCCGGCGACGAAGUGAUGCAGACCAAAAAUCAAAAGAUAGAGGCUUCAGCUGUGGAAGCGGAGCUCAGGCGGGUAGUGGAGGAGAACCGGCGGCUGCGCGGAAUACUGGAGGAGCUCACCCGGAGCUAUGGCGCGCUGUACCAACAGCUUCUCCUUGUCACGCAGGGUCAGCACCACCAACAUCGACUGCAUCCUGCCGAUCUCAUGAUCAGUAGGCCAUCACUGGCUCAUACCCACCUGACCAGCACCGCGGCCUCGCAGUACAGCGCGUCCACUCGGCUGCUGCUGGAGGCGCGCGCGUCGUCCUCCGCCGUGGCGCAGCCGCGUGCCGUCGAGGACGAGGUUGUCAGCGGCGCCGGCGACGGAGCCGGGGUCGUCGAGGCGUCGCCUUCGCUGAGCAAUGGAGGAAACAACGACAACGACGCCGCCGCGGCCGACGGCAAGAGGAAGACGUCUCCACCGAGAGAGAGUGGCGAGCAGGCGGCGGCGUCGUCGGAGCUGCCGGGCCGGAAGGCGAGGGUGUCCGUGCGCGCGCGGUCGGAGGCGCCAAUGAUUAGCGACGGGUGUCAAUGGCGGAAGUACGGGCAGAAGAUGGCCAAAGGUAACCCAUGCCCGAGAGCAUACUAUCGGUGCACAAUGGCUGUGGCAUGCCCCGUGAGGAAGCAGGUGCAACGGUGCGCCGAGGACAAGACAAUUCUGGUGACGACAUACGAGGGCCACCACAACCACCCGCUACCGCCGGCGGCCACGACCAUGGCGAACACCACGUCCGCCGCGGCUGCCAUGCUCCUCUCCGGCCCGGCCACCAGCCGCGACGGCGCGGCUGCCCUCCUCGGCCACCCGGCGGCAGCGCUGUUCCACCACUCCAGCAGCAGCAUCCCCUACGCGUCCACAAUGGCCACGCUCUCCGCCUCCGCGCCGUUCCCCACCAUCACCCUCGACCUCACCCAGCAGGCGCCCGGAGGCCUGCUGCCCCACGGACUGCAUCGCCCGCCCGGAGGAAUGCACCCCGUGGUGGCCGCCCCGGCGGCGGCGAUGCCGUUUCCUGCACCAUCGCCGCUGGCGAUGUUCCUUCCGCAGCGAGCGCCCACGGUGCCGACCGGGCUGCCGGUCGCGCCGCGGCAGCAGCAGCAGCAGCAGUCGGUGAUGGAGACGGUGACUGCAGCCAUCGCCGCCGACCCCAACUUCACCACGGCGCUUGCGGCAGCCAUCUCGUCGGUCAUGGCAGGAGCAGCGCAUCAGGCUCAGCAGCCUACUCCACGUGCGAGCAACAUCAUCGGCAUCCCCGGGGAUGAGGCCAACGGCGGCAGCGCGGGUGCCGCCACAGCAGGUCCGAGUCCGACGACGACGGCAGCCGGAGCACAUGCGGCGUCCGGCGGAUCGCCUCGGUUCGCGACGCAGUCCUGCACCACGUCCACAACUUGAGGGAACUGAUGAGUACACGUACGUGCUGAGUUUGGCGAUCACAGACCAUCCAUCUGCUGCACUACUUCGACUACGACUGUCUGUAAAAUUGAUGAGUGUAUUAUGUUUAUUAUGCACAGAAAUGAGAUAUACCGAACCAUACUUGUUGUAUUAUGUACAGAUGAAAAUUGGAAAUAUACAGUAGUUUUAGCUGAAUUAAUUAGGCGCGUA